AUGUUUCAAUUACAUAUUCUUGUAAGACAUUUUCAUCAGAGAUCGAUAUUACAAAAUCAUAAGCUCUUGAUACAAAGAUUAUUACGCAGAGAGAAUAUGAGUACAGGAACAGCGGAAGACGUCAAAGCUGCACUCGCGGAACAAGCGGAUUCCAAACGAAUUCCUGUUCUACAACGUUUCUUCAAAAGCGGUGAAGGUGAAUACGCGCAUGGUGACGUUUUUAUUGGUGUUCGCGUUCCUGACAAUCGUCUAGUAGCAAAACGCUUCUCUACACUAUCUCUGAUCGAAAUCGAUCAACUCUUGAACAGUCCUAUCCAUGAACACCGUCAAUCUGCUCUCUUCAUUCUUGUUUAUCGAUAUCUUGCUGCAAGUCGACCAUCGACACGCGACGAUAAACUCCGCGGUGAAUUAUCUUCAUUUUAUGUCAAAGCACUAAAGCGCGGUCGAGUGAAUAAUUGGGAUCUUAUUGAUGCGUCCGCUGAACAUUUACUUGGAGAUUAUCUACAAGAUCAAUCCCGUCAGUUACUUUAUGAUUUAGCAUCAAGUUCUCAACUGUGGGAAAGACGAGCAGCGAUUAUUGCUACGUUUGCAUUUAUCAAACGAAAAGAUGGAUCAACAACAUUCGAUCUUGCAAAACAACUUCUACAUGACCGUGAACCUUUGAUGCACAAAGCGGUCGGAUGGAUGUUACGUGAAACCGGUAAACGAAUUAGUAAGAAAGUUCUGACAACAUUUCUUGAUCAGCAUGCUGCACACAUGCCACGUAUUAUGUUAAGUUAUGCGAUUGAACAUCUUUCUGCUAAACAACGAACACAUUAUCGUAGUUUGAAAAUUUGA
Molecule: messenger RNA, 837 nt
Organism: Adineta ricciae
Lineage: Eukaryota; Metazoa; Rotifera; Eurotatoria; Adinetida; Adinetidae
Source: the annotation of a GenBank genome assembly